CAAAUGUAUUAACCUCGAGCACAAGGACAAAAUAUGACUGCAAUGGGUCCCUUUCCAGUUAUCACUGGACGCUCUAACAGAAAUGUUCAUAAGAUUUAUCUCCCGUGAAACUUUGAGAGUUACCUCCCUUCUUCUCCUCGGGCUGUAAUUAAUCGUGUUUUCCUUGUUGUGGCACUCGCAGGUCAAACAGUCACAUUACGUAAUAUCAAAAACACGACCACUACAUCUCUAAAGCACAAUCAGUAGUGACAACUAGACUUUUCAAGGGAAAUUUAUUCACGUUUACUAAGGAAAUCAAAAUAUGGCUCAACUCAUUGGAAGAGUUGCCAUAGUGACUGGUGCUAAUUGUGGUCUUGGAUUUGAAGUUGCUAAACGUCUGUGUUAUUUAGGCCAUGAUGUCAUAUUAGCAUGCCGCAAUGAAGAAAGAGGAAGAUGUGCUGUUGAAAACAUUUGUAAUGAACAAAAUAAUGCUCUUGCAUCUUAUAUGAAUCUUGACCUGGCUGAUAUUUCUUCUGUACACAAAUUUGUGGAUGAGUUCCACGAAACUGGAAAACCACUUGAUCUCCUUAUUAACAAUGCUGCUGUUUUUGAUAACUCUGGGGAAGAAAGGAAGCUGACAAAAGAUGGAUUUGAAUUAACCAUGGGUACAAAUCACUUAGGUCAUUUUUUACUUACUAUUCUUCUAUUAGAAGACUUAGAAAAUUCUGCUGCUCUGAAUGGUGAAUCUCGAAUAGUCAAUGUCACUUCUUUACUUCAUGACACCCAAAUCAAACAUAUGAAAGACAGAGCAAAACCCCUUGACAUGAACAACUUUUUUUUGGAAAAGCCAAAUACCUACAAUGGUCUUCAAGCCUACAAAAACUCCAAACUUGCAAAUGUGAUUUUUACUUACGAAUUAGCUGAAAGAGUUCGUAACAAGAACAUUACAGUAAACUGCUUAUGUCCAGGUUUUAUUCCUAAGACAAAUCUGGGGCGUGAUGUCAGUGGUGCCAAAAGAUUCUUUUUGAAUUAUGUUCUCUAUUACUUUUUACGCUAUUUGAACAUUGCUAAGACAAUUGAUGAAGGUGCUGAAGCUAUUAUGGAUUGUGCUGUUGGAGAAAAACUAAAAGGAGUAACUGGAAAAUUCUUCAGAGAUCGAGAAGAAGCACACUCAUCUCUGGAAUCUAUGGAUAAAUCCCUGAGAACUGAAUUGUGGGAUGCAAGUGUGCUUUACUGCUAUUUAGAGGGUAAAGUUCCACUUCCCACUGUAGGACUGAAAUUUUCUGAUAAUCUUCCUGUCAAGAUCUCAGUAACGCCUUCUCCUGAUGAGGAAACUCCAGAUCUGGGAAUAAAGUCUUCUCCAAAAAAUCAUUCUAAACUGGAGGCAUGAAUAUCUAUAUUAAAAGCCACAAGUUGUUGUUUAUAAUAACCAUAUAACCCUACCCUGAUAUGUUAUUGUACAUAUUUACAAGUUUGGUUUUAGUUACCUUUUUUUUUACAGAAAUAAUUCUUUAUUACUGUAUAUAGCUUUAUUUUUUGGAAAACUAUAUCAUCUUUUACACAUAUUGGUACAUUUCUUUUUAGCAUUCUUUAUUGAUUUUUAUUUUGUUUAACUUUAUUUCUGGCAUAGAGAACUCAUGUGAUUUCUCCUUUUUCUUUAUGUGAGGACCUUUAAUGUUGACUAGAGAGUUCUCAGUUUAUUAUUCUUUUCUCUAGAGAUAUUGUUAAGAAAUUAUUUUGACUGUUGACAAUAUUGAUGUUCUCAUAGAUUCUUGUCUGUGAUGUGAUUCAGUUCUAUUUUCCUUCCUUUAUAUACUGCAAUUUUCCCAUGUAAUAGAUUUAAUCUCUUGCCCACUUUCAUGCAACAACUUGGUGUCUGUAUGCUUUGUUAUGAGCAUUUAGACUAAGUUUCUGGUCUGAGAUCUGAUAUCUAAAUCUUCCUCCCUACUCCUUCACCAGUUUCAGAUGCCUUGUUGAUAGGUCAUGGGUUCUGCUAUUCCUCCUUUGACCAAACCUUUUAGCAGUUCUAUCAUUAACAAAAUGAUCUCUGCAUUACUAUUUGAAACUUGUUGACAUUCUGUUCAGCAUAAAAUUUCUAUGUUAUUUACAGAAGACUGGGAAUAUAAAUACCUUGUAACUCACUGGGAUUUGGGGCCCUGCUAAAAAUGUUAUUCUGAUGUAAUGUGUCCCAGCAAAGCCUUCUAUGUCCAAACUCAACCAGCAACAAUGUGAUGCACAUGCUGCAUGAUGUAUCUAUGCAAGAAUCAAAAGGUUAUAGAGCCAAUUGCCAACUUAACUACAUCUUUAUGUUGCUAGCAUUUCAAAUCCUAGGAUCCUCACUAAACAACUAAUCACUUCUUCAUGUUAAUAAAUCUUCAGUUACUAAAACCAAAUAUCAGUCUAAUCCCACCGUUUAACUCAUUUGUUUUAAUACCAGUUUUCAUUAUAAUUUUUAAAACAAAAACAGCCGCAAAAAAGUACUGUCUUUCUCUACAUUACUACUGAACAAAAUUCAUAAAAAUUUAUUUUUCAUCUAAAAAAUCCUUUUCUCCUUUGAUCAAAGGGAAGAAAGAAAACUUCUUAAGGUAAAAGGAUAAAAGAAAAAAAAUAUUUAAAAAUAUUUAUUUCUCAUUGACAUUGUCAUGGUGAUAGUGAUCCUCGUCAUAAUUACAUUUGUAAAUAUGUAAAACUAUUGAGAACUUAUUUUUACAAAAUUUACAUAAUUUUUCCAUAUAUACUCUGGAUAGUAUUUUAUAUUGUUUCAGUGAAUGUUUUUCAAAUUUUGUAUUAUUUUUGUAUUCUGUAUAAGUAUUUCCAACAUUUUCUUUGUAUUUUUUGUGAUACUAAUCUUAUUUAUAAAUUAACAAUUACCAUCUAACUUGUAUUUUACUGGUGUAAUCAACAUUUCUUUUAAGCGUUCACUAGAAAUGAAGAAACCUUUGAUUGCUUUAUAUCUUGCAUCAGAUUAUGAAAUAAUAAUACUGUGAUAGAGAGAAACCUGGAUAUUCAUAAUUAGUUUGUGGAAAUAAUUAGUGAAAUUACAGUUAAUUAGUGGAAUUAUAUUUAUGAAUCUAUGGGAAUGACUUCAGAAUGUCUGCCUGCUCAUCAAAACAGAAAAAAAAAUUAAUGUUUAAAACAUUGUUGUUAUCUUGAAACAGCCUUAUAUUCAUAUUAUACCAAAUGGAACUGAUUUUUAUCCUUAGACAAGGUACCUGUCUUUCAUUACCUCUGCCUACUUAGCUGUAGAGAGGCACCAUGCAUAGUUACAACACUCUGUUAUACUUAUGACUUAAAUGAAGUAAUUCUUUAUACAUACAGCAUUUAUUUUACACUUUUAUGUGUUAGAGUCAUUUUCAAGCCACCACAAUUUUUAAAAACCUAAGUGAGCUUAUCAUUGAUUACAAUAAAAAUUUAGUAAUAAAAGAACAUUAUAUCCUGUUUCCAGCAGCUAAUCUGUCAUGAAAUAUCAAUCAAAAUACCCAUUGACAGCUACUACUUUAUAGUCUAGAGCAACAAACUCAUUGUCUGUAACUACAGUAAUACAUGGUUCAUAUAUUACACAUGUAAUAUACAACUAACAUUUACUUUGAGGGAAAGGUUGUAUGUUUUAUAUUGUGGCAGUAAUUCAUAGUUUCAUUAAGUAUGAAAUCAGUUUAUUUGAAAAUGUUAUUCUUGAAUGUUGUAGGCUGCCAAAUGGUAAAAUUAAAGUAAAACAAAAGCAAUGAAGCUUCUGCCAAUCUCAAGUUUCUUUGCAUAAAUCCUUAUUGAUCUUUCACAAUGGUAAAUUGCUAAUUCAGUUCGAAAGUAAAUUGGAAGGGACAGCAUUUAUAAUUAUUUAUUGAUUUCUUCCCUCUCAGUCUUUGGAUUAUCUGUCUAUGGUUUAUUUACACUGAGUCUGAUUGGUCAGUGAAUUUUGAAUGUUUAUGUUUGUUCAAUGCCACACCCUUCCUUCACCUUUGUCUGAUAGAGCUGUAACUGUUGCUCCAAGAUGGUGCAUUUUAGCAGAGUGUUACAAUAUUGGCAAAUAGUUCCAGAAAUGUUUGCACUCUCUAGUGUAGUCUUGGCAAAUAAGUAUGGCAAGUAAAAUAUACCAUAUACUCUAGGUAUAAUCAUAGCUUAUUGAUAGGUAGUGUACUGAAUACACACAUACUUACUACAUAAACAUUUUAAAUAGUUUUUGUUUACUUAACAAUUAAAAUCUAAUAUCUAAGAUACUGUGAUUAAAACUGUAAAAAGAUUCAUUUUGUCUCAAAGUUGUUAUAUUUUAUUGAUAAUGAAAGCAUUUUAAAAUCUUUCAAAAUUGCUGUUCAUCAUCUGGUGUUAAGUCUGCAUAUGGGUCUGUAUAACUGUCAUCCUCCUCUGUGUAUCUUCUCAAUAAAUUCAUUCUUCGCAUCCAUUGCAUUUGAAAUGCUACACUAAAAAAUGAUUUUACAUUUUCUACAGAAAUGGCAUCAUAAAAUUUUUUUUUAUCAGGAAAAUCCCUUAAUUCAUCCAUUGGUGGUACACAUAUAGUGCUACUGUUUGCAAAUGACAGUUCUUCCUCUACCAGCCAUUUAUUUCACUUCCCACAAAUAUUGUCUUCAAAAAAUGUGUGGAUGUUUGGUUAAGUUCUCUUUCUAACCACUGUACAGCACCUUGACCUAAUGACUAUCAUACAUAGCCUUAGCUUGAUCAAUAUUUUGUGAGUGAAAUUAGGAAAUGGAAAAUAUGUGGAAGCCUGUCAUAUAUAUAUAUAUAUAUAUUUCAUAGAUAAAUAUUGGAGAAGAAUGUUAAACACCAGUGAGAAAACCAAGAAACUGAUGUUCUUUGAACAAAGUCUCCUAUGAUAUUUUUUCAACACUACUCUGUAGACACUCAUUUGAUAAAUCUGUUAGAAGCCUAUGACCAAUGAUGUCAAUAUUUUCCCAUUGCAAUAUUGAAUACAUAAAUAACUUAUAUCAAGAAAUUGAACCACAGAUAUUACUUAUCACAUUACCUCCCCGGCAUUUGUUCAGAUAUAGUAUUGUUUAAUUGAAGUUGUUUCUUGACAUUGUGUUAAAUGGUAUAAUGUUUUUAAACCAAUUAGUUGUUUUCAUUGCUUUGUCUGCCAGGUCACUUCCUCCUAUAUAUUGUUAAUUCAUAAAUGUUUAUCAACUUCUGUAUAUGCAAAAAACCUGAACUUCCACUGUCCAGUAAGAUUACAUAAAUGUAUAUGCAUGUAAACUGAGUUUGGAAGUUUGCUGAAGGUCUAUUCAAUUUUAGUUUACUGUAGCAAUACCAAAUUAAUAAUCAUGAAGCAAGAAUGUAGCUUAGUUGAUUGGUACUUUAAAAUUUUUGCUUUCAUCUAUGCUACAACUGUGAGUACCAACAAGAACAUUAAAUAUAGAUGAUUUAGUAAAUUAGCUUGUUGGCCAGUUCUGUGGUGGAGGGAGUUGAUAAGUGAAUGACUAUUUCACUAGGUCGCAUGCUGUUGGUAUAUAUUACACUUGUAGAUUGUUUACAUCUCUGAUACAAAUAUCAGAUCAUAGGUCCAGGCAUACUGUAGACUACUAAUAUAGACCAUAUUUAAUACUACUAUAUUAGUAUUCUGUGUAAACUGUAAAUUUAAAGAUAAAAAGUGUUUGCUACUAAAGUACAACAAAGUUCUUACUAAUAACUUUUGGUGUGGUGCUGAAGAUCUUUUAGGUUACUUUUUGCAGUAUGCACCCUUAGAUACUGGUACAUAUGGUACCAGUAACUGCUAUUAAGUUUUGUUAUAAAAAUAAUGAAGUGUAGUUCUGUUUCUAACCCUGGAGGUGUAUAAUGUAAGGAAUAGAUGAUUUAUGAAUUAUAUCGGUCAGUUGGCAGCAAGUAUGCACUGAAAAAGUUUGCUCUAAAUUUUAGAAAGAUCGCCUUUAUUUGGAUUUUAAUACUCGCACAUUCUAUGUGCAUCUAGGACCAGGCUGGCUUAUUUAAUGAGAAUAAGCUUAAACUAGAAAUUUGAGCUAAAACUUGAGAUCAGCUUAUGUGCCAUGAUUUAUGGUGUGUACACAGAAAGUGCACACAGAAAUUAGUUAGAAAUUAGAAAUAUGGUGUGCACACAGAAAUUAGAGAAUUUGCAUGUCAUAUUUUAACAUCUGCCAAUAUUUAUGUUAAAAGAUUUAUUACUACUGUUCUUGAGUCGUGUGUGUCCAUAUUUAUGAAACAGAAAGUAACUUAUGUCAAAUCUUUAUUAAACCACCACACUUUACAUUAUUUUCAAAUAUAAUUUAUUCAUUUAUUAUUGAAACAUUGCAAUAAAAUAUCAAGAACCACA
Messenger RNA from Octopus sinensis (East Asian common octopus), 6253 nucleotides. Its product is annotated as retinol dehydrogenase 11-like. NCBI's taxonomy places the organism in Eukaryota, Metazoa, Mollusca, Cephalopoda, Octopoda, Octopodidae. The record is from RefSeq and is a predicted model, not a curated record. Bases 302 to 1369 code for a protein of 355 amino acids. The transcript is spliced from 7 exons.